GAGGCCCAGUAGACUAAAUAAUUUUUCUUAUUUUAUUUUUCAGCAAAAAGGAAACCUUAUCGCUUUGGUGGCUUCCUUUGCAUUAUUGAGGAAACCCUAAUCAAAUCCAGAGCUGCGGUUUUUAACUGAGGCAGUGAAUUACAGUGUAAAAAUGCCGAAAGUAAGGAGAAGCCGGAUCAAGUACCCAGAGGGAUGGGAGUUAAUCGAGCCUACGCUUCGCGAACUGGAUGGGAAGAUGAGAGAAGCUGAACUUGAUCCACAUGACGGCAAGAGAAAGUGUGAGGCUCUGUGGCCCAUUUUCAAAAUUACACAUCAAAAGAGCCGAUAUAUUUACGAUCUUUAUUACAGAAGGAAUGAGAUAUCGAAGGAGCUUUAUGAGUUCUGUUUGGACCAGGGUUAUGGGGAUCGUAACCUAAUUGCGAAAUGGAAGAAGCCAGGAUAUGAACGAUUGUGCUGUCUCCGCUGCAUCCAGCCCAGGGAUCACAACUUUGGCACGACUUGUGUGUGCAGGGUUCCAAAGCAUCUUAGGGAAGAGAAGGUUGUUGAGUGUGUGCAUUGUGGUUGUGGAGGCUGUGCGAGUGGUGAUUGAUUGCUAAUUUGUCUUAGCCCUCUUUUUUGUGCUACAAUCUUUCUGCUUAUCUGAAGCCCAGGUAUGGCAUUUGUUGUAGUAACUUAUGUAGUCAAUGUCGGAAAGAUACUUGGACGGCCAAUUUAAGAAGGAUGAGAUUUGUUUGUAUUUAGUUAUGACCCUCAUGAGCAGGCAAUGUAUGUCAAAGGCCACCUUUUUACAGACAAACUGAUAUUGUUAGAAAUUGAUAAUGUGUGCAGCCAAAA
Molecule: messenger RNA, 834 nt
Organism: Populus euphratica (Euphrates poplar)
Lineage: Eukaryota; Viridiplantae; Streptophyta; Magnoliopsida; Malpighiales; Salicaceae
Product: protein BUD31 homolog 2-like
Exons: 4
Coding region: 152-589 (145 amino acids)
Biological process (GO): mRNA splicing, via spliceosome
Cellular component (GO): nucleus; spliceosomal complex
Source: RefSeq, a predicted model, not a curated record